AUGACUCGUACCCCCUCUGCCCCCGGCUUCGCGCAGUUCUUUCCCACUGCCCCCAAGGUGAAGGCUGAGGCUGAGGGUCGGGGCGAUGAGCAUCAGUUGGGACCUGGGCCCGACGGCCUCACAGAUGACCGCUCAUCGCAGCAUCCGCAUACCAACGGUGGUAUAUCUCGCCCCGACGAGGCCGAUCCCCAUCUAAGCGAUAUACCGGGCACUGGCGACUCGGGAAGCUCAUACGCAUCGACAGUCCUCAACAGCGCUCGCUCAGGCAGCUCGCACGGUAGCAACGUCCCUUCCGUGUUUAGCAGCGACCGCUCGGGCACCACCGCUCCCGUUACCACAUCCGCGUAUCGCCAUCCCACCACGAGCGAUACCCCUCUCACCUCGAAAGACUCACCGCUCACCCCAGGGACUACGAACCCCGACAUGGCUUCCUCGUCGUCAUUGGCGCCUACCAGUUGCGUUGCCAACCCGGCUUCGUCUAGCCACAAUGGCCUCACAUCUCACAGCUCAUCGCCACCUACCUCCGAACCUAUCAUUCCUGCGCGAGAUCCCAUGCCGUCAGUCAAGGGUAUCAAGUGUACUUUUGACCCGCUCCUCGAACGACUUCGCAAUAAGGUUGUGAGCAGAUCUGGCAGACCUACAUAUAAGGAGUUUGGAUUGGAAAAUGACGCCCCCCCUACAGAUCCUCGGCUGUCCAAGCCCGGAGGCCGCCUAGGAUAUAUCAAUACCGACUUUUAUCUUCCAAAAGCACGACUACGCCCCGCACCAGAGAACAUCAGGCCCUAUCCCUACGACCCCAAGACAUCUGUCGGUCCUGGUCCACCGACCCAGAUAGUUGUUACCCGCUACAACCCUCUUGUAUCUUUUAACAAGGUGACGGCUGUGUUCGCUACCUUUGGAGAGAUUGCUGAGAGCAGCAAUAAGAUGCACCCUGACACUGGUAGCUAUCUUGGCUUUGGGACGAUCCGCUAUCGCGACUCAAAGCGACCUGACCGACCCCCGGUCUCUGCAUUUGACGCCGCACGGAGAGCCGUAAGAGCUCGCGGCAUCAAGGUCGACACAGACAUAGUCAAGGUUGAGUAUGAUCCUGAGGGUCGCAAGAGUCGUCGCAUGCUUGAGGAGCACCUGCGGAGGGAUAGGGAGAAGCAGGCCAAGAUGAACCAAGCCCAGGCCAAGGCUGCCGCAGCCGCAGCCGCAGCAGCGGCCUCAGAUAUGAAGGCCCCCCCGACAGGACCUAAGUCAACGACACCGGCUGGUUUCGUUAGGGCUCCCCCGACAGCCCCCAAAGGUCUCGCGCCUCACAAGCCGCCUGUGGCCUCCGCCCUUCCUACUGCAUCCGCCGCCAGCAGCGCCCCAGCUCUGACUCGGGCCUCCCAACCGCCCGCCAAUGCAGUGACCCUCGCUUCGCAGCUCUCAAACGAUCCCUACAUCUUCAUCCCCUCUGAGGCAGUACCUAUACUCACUAGCAUUGUGCCCCACAUGAAACGACGUCUCAAAAACUACUCGUUCGAGGACAUUCGGCUAGAUCCCAGCGGGUACUAUAUAUCUUUUCGAAAAAGCUUCAACGGUCGCUCAGAGGCUGAGCGAUGCUUCCGUGCUGUCAACCAUACCGAGUUCUUCAACUACGACAUGGCCAUGCAGCUCUGCCUGCCCCGGUCCGGGGGCCUUUCUUCGGCCGAACCCCGUGUUUCUAGUCGCAGCCCGCAGAGGAGUGAGCGAACAACUGCUCGACCCAGAGAUGAGGAGAAGGAGCGCCGUCGUCGCGAGGAUGAAGCGGACCUCGAGGAAGAGAAGAAACAGCGGGCCAAGAACUUCGACCCCGUCAUGGAAGCUGUCGAAGCUGUCCGUCGCGAGAUGACGGAGCACUUGAUCCGACACAUUCAGACGCAGGUGGCAGCACCGUCACUAGAAGAGUUCCUUGCACCGGCUAACCACGCCGCUCAGCGUAGGAAGCUGAACCUUGACAGGGGUGAAGAUACGGAAGAUGACUUUACAUUGGACGAUGGCAAUGACAGCUCUCGUAUCGGCACACCCGCGCCCCGUACCGACCCUAUUGAGCGCCGGACGGGACGGGCCAAGGUUGAACCGAAGAAGGUGAACGCGCUGCCCAGGAUCCGCAAGGCCAAGGUCAGCGGUCAGGCCCAAAGGAGCACGUUUGUUGAUCCCUUUGCCCGCAAGAGACCCAUCGAGCGGCCCAACGCUUUCCGUUCAUUGCACCACCGUCUCAAGAGCAUGGACAGCGAUGUUGAGUCCGAGGAAGACAGCGACGUGAGAGCCCUUGCUGCCCGCGACAGCGAGGACCGGUCGUCGCGACCGCAGAGCCGCAUGAGCAGCGACGAGGAGGCCUUCAAGGAAGACGAGCUCGGCUCAUGGGGUCCCGGCGAGGACGAUUCUAUGACGGAUGUCAGCCUAGUGCCUGUCCCGCUGGCUAAGAAGCGCAAGCUGAAGGCAUCUGUCGAGGCUGCCUUUAAAAGGCAGAAGAAGUCUAACGAGGAGUUGUUUGGCAUCAAGAUUGGGCACACUGAAGGCGAACUGCGAGAUCGUGAGAUGACGGAGGAUAGUAGCCUCUCUCGUUCACAGACGCCGAUGCCUACCAUCACAGCGCCAAAGGGUGGCAAGAAGAAAACGACGGCCAAGGCUAAGAAGAAGUCGAAGAAGCAGAUCUUUGAGGAACGCGAGGCUCUCAAACAGCAAGAGGCGGCGACAAAUGCCGAUGGCGGAGAGAAGGAAGAGCCGACACCGGCGCCGGCCACCGAGGAAAGGCCACUUCUAUCAAGGGAGCCUGAAGAAGUUGAGCCUGAAGGAUUUGACGAGAAGAGGUUUGCCAAUCAGCCAUUGGUGCCGGUACUCAAGCUUUCCGACAAUUUUACACCCGACAUUGCGACUCUGGACAAGCUCGUGCUGGGUCUCAAGGAUACACCAGAUCUGGCAAGACUGGGUAAAAAAUUUAACAUUGGACAGAUCGGAUCACCAGAGCUCUGGCUGUGGAAGCGCAACCGCGUGCGGCAGCUCAACUCUAUGGACGGAGACGUGACGCGCCCCGUGUCAAUUGAGGGCUACUACGUGCCCAACCCGACGGGAUGCGCACGAACCGAGGGGACCAAGAAGAUCCUCAACUCGGAGAAGUCCAAGUACUUGCCUCACCACAUCAAGCUGCAAAAGGCGCGCGAGGAGCGCGAGGCCAGCGGCAGCAGCGGCGUCACUAGCAAGGAGUCGGAAGCGGCCAAGCUAGCGGCAGAGAAGGCGACCAAGGGCAAUAGCCGAGCGAAUCGUGCGACGAACCGACGGUACGUGGCGGACCUCAACGACCAGAAAAAGACGCUCGGCCAGGACUCGGACGUGUUCAAGUUCAACCAGCUCAAGAAGCGCAAGAAGCCGGUCAAGUUUGCCCGGUCGGCCAUCCAUAACUGGGGCCUUUACGCCAUGGAAAAUAUUGCCAAGGACGACAUGAUUAUCGAGUACGUGGGUGAGGUGGUGCGGCAGCAGGUUGCCGAGAUCCGCGAGAAACGCUAUCUCAAGAGCGGCAUAGGCAGCAGCUACCUCUUCCGCAUAGACGACAGCACGGUCGUGGACGCGACUAAGAAGGGAGGCAUAGCACGCUUCAUCAACCACAGCUGUAUGCCCAACUGCACGGCCAAGAUUAUAAAGGUCGAGGGGAGCAAGCGCAUUGUCAUUUAUGCCCUACGUGACAUUGCCAUGAACGAAGAACUCACCUACGAUUACAAAUUCGAGCGAGAAAUCGACAGCGUCGACCGCAUCCCUUGUCUCUGCGGAACCCCAGCAUGCAAAGGAUUCCUCAACUAG
Molecule: messenger RNA, 3804 nt
Organism: Geosmithia morbida
Lineage: Eukaryota; Fungi; Ascomycota; Sordariomycetes; Hypocreales; Bionectriaceae
Product: [histone H3]-lysine4 N-trimethyltransferase SETD1
Exons: 3
Coding region: 1-3804 (1267 amino acids)
Cellular component (GO): Set1C/COMPASS complex
Molecular function (GO): protein binding; histone H3K4 methyltransferase activity
Source: RefSeq, a predicted model, not a curated record